AUCUGGAAGACGCUUCUCUCCUUUGUUCAGCCGUCACCAGCUUGACCUCUGGACUGGUCUUCAGCACCAUGGACAGCGCCUUGGACAGCCUGGACGCUGCAGCUUUCUUACAGAUCUGGCAACAUUUUGAUGUAGAUGAUAACGGGUUCAUCGAGGGAAAGGAGCUGGACGCCUUCUUUCAACACAUGCUGGGAAAAUGUGGGAUGAAGAGGGACGAGAUAACCGAGGACAAAAUCAGACGACUGAGAGACAGACUCAUGUCUGCUCAUGACUCCACAGCUGACGGACGUCUGCAGAUACGAGAGCUGGCCACCGUGAUGCUGCCUGAGGAGGAGAACUUCCUGCUUCUGUUUCGCAGAGAGACGCCAUUGGACAACAGCGUGGAGUUCAUGAGGAUCUGGAGGAACUACGACACCGACAGCAGCGGCUACAUCUCAGCGAUCGAGCUCAAGGGCUUCCUUCAGGACCUCUUCCUCCAGCACAGGAAGUCCAUCACCCCUGACAAACUGGAGGAGUACACGGACACCAUGAUGAAGGUGUUUGACAGAAAUAAGGACGGCAGACUGGACUUGAAUGACCUGGCCAGAAUCUUGGCCCUGAAAGAGAACUUCCUGCUGAAGUUUAAGAUGGACGCCUGCAGUCAAGAGGACAGGAGGAGAGACUUUGAGAAGAUCUUUGCUCACUAUGACGUUAGUAAAACAGGUGCGUUGGAGGGCCCUGAAGUGGAUGGAUUUGUAAAGGACAUGAUGGAGCUGGUGAAGCCCAGCAUCAGUGGCGCAGACCUGGACAAGUUCAGAAAAGCCCUGAUGGGUCACUGCGACAUCAACGGAGACGGAAAGAUCCAGAAGAACGAGCUGGCUCUCUGCCUCGGCCUCAAGCUCAGCUAACGGACCCUCACAACAUCACUCCUCCUCUUCCUCCUCAUUCAAACGCCUCUUUUCUUUCUCUUUUUAAACUUUAACGUUCCUCUUUUACUCGUUCCUCCCACGUAUUCCUUCUCCCGCACUCAUUUCUAGCUUCCAGUUUGGUGUUGACUAAUUGAUGUAUCCACAUAUUUUAUGCUUGUUAGCAUGAGCGCAG
Messenger RNA from Chelmon rostratus (copperband butterflyfish), 1080 nucleotides. Its product is annotated as secretagogin-like. The transcript is spliced from 11 exons. Gene Ontology annotation, cellular component: dendrite; synapse; terminal bouton. Bases 69 to 887 code for a protein of 272 amino acids. Gene Ontology annotation, biological process: regulation of presynaptic cytosolic calcium ion concentration; regulation of long-term synaptic potentiation. Gene Ontology annotation, molecular function: calcium ion binding. NCBI's taxonomy places the organism in Eukaryota, Metazoa, Chordata, Actinopteri, Chaetodontiformes, Chaetodontidae. The record is from RefSeq and is a predicted model, not a curated record.